Molecule: messenger RNA, 1440 nt
Organism: Ostrinia furnacalis (Asian corn borer)
Lineage: Eukaryota; Metazoa; Arthropoda; Insecta; Lepidoptera; Crambidae
Product: probable ATP-dependent RNA helicase DHX35
Exons: 9
Coding region: 202-1284 (360 amino acids)
Cellular component (GO): intracellular anatomical structure; catalytic step 2 spliceosome
Molecular function (GO): helicase activity; RNA binding
Source: RefSeq, a predicted model, not a curated record
AGAAAGAAAGAGAGAGAGUGAGAGAGAAAGAGAGUGAGAGACUAGAGACCGCGACCGCUACUCUCAGGGCUAGACUGCGGGUUUCACAAGCUGCCUCACUCUGAUAGAGAGACAAGAAACAACGCCACGCAGGGGGCAAGACUAGUCGUGACAGGUGAGUCGUUAGAGAGAGAGAGACCGAGAGUGGGAGACCAGAGACCGAUGCAAGAGACCGCGAGCGCUACUUUCAAAGCUAGAUUCCACAAGCUGCCUCACUUCUCUCCGGACGUAGGUGUAGCCAGCAUAAGCGUGGCGCCAAUAUCCAAGAACAACGCGACACAGCGCGCGGGACGCGCGGGCAGGACUGCGCGAGGGAAGUGUUACAGGUUAUACACAGAAGAGGAAUACGACAAGUUACCGCCGUGCGUGCCGCCAGAAAUAUCCAGGAGCGACUUAUCCUCUGUCCUGUUGCAGCUGAAAGCCUUGGGUAUCCAUAAUUUACUGCGGUUCACAUUCCCCACGCCACCACCAGCCAAAAGUCUUCUCUCUGGUCUAGAAACGUUAUACGCUCUGAAGGCCAUAGACAAGCAUGGGGAUUUGACCACAGAUAUCGGAGUGCUUAUGGCCGAGUUGCCUUUGAGUCCUAUGUGUGCGAAGAUGCUUUGUAACAGUGGCGAAUUCGGGUGCAUAGACGAGGCUCUGUCCAUAGCGGCUAUGCUGCAGGUAGACAGCGCGUUCGCUAAAGGAGGUACUGGCAAAGAGAAUAUCGCGGCUAGGAUGGCGAGGAGGAACAACUUUGAGGUAGCAGAAGGCGACAUAAUAAUGUACCUGAAUGUGUACGACGCGUUCGUGAAAGUGAGAGACGCGCAGCCGGACGAAAGACGCGCGAGAAAGGCGUGCAAAGACUGGUGCAGGAAGAUGUAUGUCAAUUACAGGGUUAUGGAGAAGGCCUGUGAGAUCCGAUGCAGCUUAGAGAAACUAGUCAAAAAUAAAUUCCAAUUGAAAAACAAGACCUUCGAACAGCCAGAUCUGGGAUUAGAUAAAACCAUUCGCGUGAUGAAAUGCGUCCUGUCAGGCCUGUUCCCUCAAGCGGCCUACCUCAGCACGACCGGCGAGUAUCGCGGCCUCCGAGGCGCCACGCUACACAUCAGCCCCGACAGCUGUCUCUACCACACACAACAGCCCAAGUGGGUGGUAUUCGCCAGCGUCCAAAGCGCCGGCGACAAGACGUUGAUGCGUGAACUGACGGUGACCCAGGAGGCGUGGCUGCUCGAGGUGGCGCCGCACUACUACCGGCAGACCUAAUACACUGGCGAUUGAUAUUAUUAUGGUAUUCGCCAGCGUCCAAAGCGCCGGCGACAAGACGUUCAUGCGUGAACUGACGGUGACCCAGGAGGCGUGGCUGCUCGAGGUGGCGCCGCACUACUACCGGCAGACCUAAUACACUGGCGAUUGAUAUUA